AUGCCCGCGGUGACCAGACCAGUCCUCCCACCUCUCCAAACCCCCAAGACGGCCUCUUUCCCCUCCGAGAUCGUCGCAACCCCGAUAUCAUGCGUUUCCGCCGUCGUCAAGCAAGAGAAUGCGAAUCUGAGCACUCCCAUUACACCUCCGGUUGCCUACACCGAGUUCCUCAAGGCUCUGACUCCUGUCCUAGCCAGUCCCCCCGUAAGCAGCGGGCUUCAGAGGUCAAUGUCGGAUGAGUCGACGUGUACCAGGCACUCUUUGAUAUCCAACGGGUCCACGUCUUCUAGUCUAUCCUCCAGCAAAAGCGAAAGCCACAGGUCACCAGCCAGUUCCGUCCCGCCAACUCCGUACUCUCGCAAGACUCCGACUCACCUGCGGCGGCUGCGGAUACCACAUUCUCCAGCGUUUUCUCCAUCCACCUCCGGACCCUCUCCGCGGACUGCUCUGAGUGGCAUGAGCACUGGCGGCAUCUACUCUCCAUUCUCGCCGGCGGACUGGAACUGCGAGAGUGCAACUCGGCGGUACUUCGAGGCGCCAAGGAGUGCGUGCUCGAAGUCGGUCAAUGUUCGAUCUGUUGUGACGAGGACGGUGACAUAUAAACGGUCGCCGCCCCUCGAUCCUGCGCCCAAGGGCAAGAAACGCAAGACCAACACUACAGACAUGCCGCCGCCACCCAGCGGCAAAGACUUGGGCGCCAUCAAGGCGCUUGAUUUCCCUUCGACACUGAUCGAGUCACAAACGACUGUCAUCAGUUCGCCUUCUGCAUCAGCCAGCUCCUCGCCAACAGUGGUCACUACUCCCCCGACUGCCGUCGUAUGA
Molecule: messenger RNA, 822 nt
Organism: Fonsecaea multimorphosa CBS 102226
Lineage: Eukaryota; Fungi; Ascomycota; Eurotiomycetes; Chaetothyriales; Herpotrichiellaceae
Exons: 1
Coding region: 1-822 (273 amino acids)
Source: RefSeq, a predicted model, not a curated record